AUGUCUUGUCAUCUCUUCUUAGUUGUUACUCUUGGUAUAUUAUAUAAUUUAGUAUCAUGCAUCUCUGGUCAUGCUUACUUUAUUUAUCCAACACCUCGCAACACUUAUUGUACUAAUAGUUCUUGUACUACUGCUGGUGCAUUAGGAGCACAAGGACCAAUUUGGAGUUUACCAGCAAAUAGUACAUUAUCUUCUAUAAGUCCAACAACUCAAACAACAUGCAAUGGUUCGACUUUAAUACUAGCUGCUCCAGUAGGUAAUACUUAUGAUCCAGGAUUUCAAGGAAAAACAGCUGCUUCAUGGUCAGCUGGUUCAAUACAAACAUUUCAAAUAUUUGUUUCUCAACUUCAUCCAAUAGAAAAUCAAACUAUUUAUCCAACGGAUGGUUGGCAAAUUCGCUAUCGAGAUGGUACACAAACUGGUUCAACAUUUUCUCCCAUCAAUUUUACUUAUGUAAAUGUAUCAACAACACCAUCGAUUGGUCCUGCUCCUGGUGCUGGAUUUCAAUUAGGUCAAAUUGUUUUUGCUACAAUAACUGUACCUUCAAGUGCAACUAACGAUGGAAUAUUUCAAUUUUUUUGGCGUAAUAAUGAAGUCUAUACGGGUUUCAUGUGGUUAUCAUGUAUCGAUAUUACUAUCACUUCUUUUGGAACUAACAUUCCAGUUCCAUCAAUAUUUACUAUUAUUAUUGCUGCUCUUUUAACUAUUGGUAGUGUAGUAUUACACGUGUAA
Adineta steineri is the source of this 732-nucleotide messenger RNA. NCBI's taxonomy places the organism in Eukaryota, Metazoa, Rotifera, Eurotatoria, Adinetida, Adinetidae. The record is from the annotation of a GenBank genome assembly.